CUGUUUCUUUCUGUGUUUUUUAACUUUGUUUGAUGAAGUUUAUGAUUAUUCUUUUAAAUUAUGUCUACUGUGGUCAAUUUAGGUAUUCAUAUUAAAGAAUAUUUUUAUAGAAUGUGUAUUUGGGUAUAGGGAUACUGCCUUAAUCUUUCAUAUCAUUUGUACCUUUGCAAUGACACCUAGGCAUGUGAACUUAUACUAGCUCUGUGCUUGAUAUAAACACAGAAGACUGGGACAGAGAACAACAUGUGCAAGUGAAGUUGGACCUGAGGGUUGGAUGUGACUUAGGUGGAAUAAGUACUGAUGGACUUGGGGAAUAGGUUGGUAUGUAGGAUGUAUGUCCUGGUCCAAGCCUGAAGCUUUGAGGGUAGAUUUGUGUGUUACAGAGGGUUCAUGGAGGGGAUGACCAUCAGAUAGACUUACCUGGCCAGACCAUAUUAAGGUAUCAAUGACAUGGCUGGAUGGGGAGUCUGGAUGUGGCAUGUGAGGGGAGUCUGUAAUUUUUGGGAAUGCAACAGAGUCCUCUUCUAUGUCUGGAUGCUGAGGUUGGCACAGACUAAUUCAGGGCAUUGGAUGUAGGACCACAAUUAGAUAUAGGUAUUGGUAUGGUUUUAUGGAGAGGAACUUAGACCUGGCACAAAGUUGCUAGCUGUGGAAUUUUUUAAUAUUUUUAAUAUUUUAGUAGAAUAUAAUUUUGGGGUAUUGGCAUGAAUUUUUAAAAAAAUCUUCAUUUUUUUUUUCUAAAUUACAUUUACUUACCUGCUUUCUCUCACUGUGUGUUUGUAUUUGUGAGUGUAUGCAUGCACUUAUGGAAGCACAAGUGCAUGUGAAUGCAGAUGUAUGUGAGGGUCAGGGGACAGCUUAUGGAAACUGAUUCUCUUCUUUUACCAUGUGGGGUCCUGGGGAUCAAGUUCAGGCCACCAGUCUUGUCAAUUAACUCGUAUAUCUGCUGAACCAUCUCUCUGUUCCUCAAUUAAUCUAUUAAAUUAUGUUUAUAGAAAUAGAUUUACUGACAGAAGAAUAAGAUCAGUAACAACAAUAACAGCACUACUGAUUAUAUUCCUAUACAUAAAAUAUUAAUAAGAGUCAUUAAUAAUCCUAAAUAUUAUCAGAAAAAAACAACCCGAUUUUGCAUAUAACCUGGAUAUCUUACUAAAGCUUCUUUCAUCUUUGUACAUUUUUAAUGUUGCAUUGAUUCAUUUUUUUUAUUUUUAAAAGAAACAGAAUUACUAAGAGAAGUAAUGUUUCUGCAUCCUUUGCUACAGUCGACUUGAGGACAGAUUUACACCUGCCCUCUCGGACAACCCAACUAAUGCUUUGUUUAUAUUAUGUACUAAGAACAUAAAGGGACCUCAAGAUGGCUUACUUAAUUUAAAGUUAAGUAUCUAUUUUGAUACAUAUUACAGUGGUGAUGACAACACACGUAAGAGGAAUCAAGACUCAAGAACACAAGUGUGGCAGGAUUGAUGGCUUAGUGAUUAAGAACAUAGCCUCUUCUUCCAGAAGACCCAUUGAUUCUCAGCUUCUACAUGAUGGCUAGCAAUUAUCUGUAUCUUAAUUUCCAAAGGAAAUGGUCCAAUUCCCUCUUCUGGCCUUUUUGAGUAGUGCACUUGUGUUGUUCACAUACGUGCAUGCAGGUAGCACACAUGCACACAACACACAGAAAACAUACAUACACAAAAUAAAAGUAAAAGAAUUUUUUAAAUAAAACUUCUUUUUAGAAAGUAUUGUGCAACAGUGGCAUCUCUAUCUCUUAGACUAGACUGAUCCAUGCUUUGUGUAUCCUUCUCCAUUGUAGGCAAAGAAUAUACAUAAAGAACAUAUUUCUAGGCAUGGUAUUACAGGGCUAUUACUCCACCAUUCAGGAGUACCAGCCAGGAGCAUCUGCAAAUUGAGGUUGUCCUUGGCUACCUAGCAAGGCUAUUUCAAGAAAAGAACAACAAGAGAAUAACCAUGGUGUAAGAAAUACAUUUGAGACUCAGUGUGCAUAAUUAGUUAAUGUUGUUUUCCUGUUGGUGCUUUGUGACAUGUCAAUAAUAUAAACAUUAAUCAUUUUCUAUUUUUCCAUAUGGGGAUCCUAUAGAUGGUUGAAUAUCUAUGCUUCUAAUCACAAAAUAGGUUUAAUCAAUAUAGUCUUAUAAUCAACGAUAAGCUAAGUCUUAGGAACUUGUGCCCCAGUUUUUCUUCACUGCAGGCCAGGUAUAUUGAGAAUUUUAGUUAGAAUUGUUUUUAGGUGUUUGAAACUGCCUUUUUUGCUGUAGUCUGUUAUCAUCUUAACACUAACUUGUUCACGUUUAUUUGAAUGAUGCCAGACAUUCAUUUAUUGAGCAGUUACUAAGAUAUUGAUCUUGCUUUCCAAGAAUCAAAGACUGGCCAAGAAAAUAACAAAGGCCCACAAAACAAACAAGCAAAGAAACAAAUGAACAGAAAAGCAGCAGCAACAAAACCAUAGUAAAUUUAAUUAAGCCUUAUGAGGCCUUGCAAGAUGGCCUGGUGUGUAAAAGUCUUUCUUCAUAAGCACACUGACCUGAGUUUGAUCCUUAGAAUGCAUGGUGGACGGGAAGAACUGACUUUCCUGGAAAGUUUGUCCUCUGACCACAUAUACACUUUACUGUGUCUGACUCUCCACACCAUGUAUAAGUACACACAAUAUAAUAAUAAAUGAAUAAAUUAAAUGCUUUUCAAGUGUUAGGAGACCUAUGGAGAAUAUGACAUCGAGACAACUAAUGUAGUCCUCCCUUCUGGGAGUGUUAGGCCAGGUAGCCUUGCUGUUGAUUUUGUGCAUGAAGAGAUGUGCAGUGACAGUCUGAUUGGAAGAGAGAUUAAAAAAUGCCUAAAGAACAAUGUGCAGAUCAUUUGGGUGAUUGUGUGAUAAGGACAAGGAAAAAGCUACUGGCUAGCUGAAAAUACAGGGGAUUGACUUCCUUUAGGAAUAAAAUAGUACCAGGGGAGAGCACAAAAGAGCCUGAGACAACAUGUGGCCAUACUGCUAACAACCUUAGUUCUUCAGCAUGGGAUGACAACUGUGUUUUAUACAUGGUGGGAGGUAUUGAAAGUAAGCAAGCAUAGAGCUUGCUAGUUCUGGGUGUCUGUGGUUAGAAUCGUUAAGGCUAGGAAGUGUAGUCUUGAAGCUGAAACAGUGCUUCAGUCUCAACAAAUGGCCUUGUACCUGUAAAAACAGACAUUUGAAAUACCUUUAUGUUUUUAGACCAAGCAAAUUUUCCUCAGAAUAUUUUCAUUUGAAUUUGUGUUACAAUAACACAGUAGCAAUGCAAAACUACUAUGAGUUUACAAAUGCUCUUGUAUGUUACAGAUAUCUUUAAAAAUUCUACAAUAAGGAAUAUGUAUUUGAUUAGGAUUCAUGUUGGGAAUCUAUCAUAAGAGGUUGGUUGCCAAACUUUAGUGUGUCUAAGAAUCUCUAUCGAUGGUUUUGUAUUUCAUAGGGAUGAAGGAAAUGCUUUGAUUUUCACCUUAAAGCAAGGCCUGUGAAUACUUUACUUUUUUCAGAACAGUCUCUCCAAAAUGCUUCUAAUAAAUAAGUCCAAACAAUAAACAAGAUAUAAAUAGUUUAUAGUCUUAAUCUGUCCCCAGGUCUCUUUACAGUUCAUAACAUUGCAAGAUAUUAGAACUUAAUCAAAUUUAAACAACGAAAAAGCCUUUUUGUGGACGUUGGUAUUUUAGCUGGAAGUAUUGUCCUUACCCUUGGUCAUACCUGUCUACCUAAUUAUGUACUGAAGGAAUUAUACUAUGAUAUAUCUCUUCUUGUUCCUGUUACUAUCACUUUCUACUAUUCUAGGUACCAAGGUCAUUCAUCCCUGGACACUUCCUGCUGACUAAGAGGAAGCCAUGUACUAAGCAGAGCAUUGCAGUGUUAAGUGGCCAGUUCAUCUGAGCCACCUCUCCACCAUAAGUCAGGUGUAGUCUCCUAAAAUACUUUCAGCAAGUAUUGUGCUGGAUUUAUGUCCCACUCUGCCAGUUCAUGAGUAAGAAUAAGAUCAACUCCUGUUCUCACCAUCUGUAGUGGUUGAAUCAGGGAGCUCCCACCGACAUUCUGUGUUAGGGAUACUGAAAAAAACAAAAAAAACAAACCACUGCAAUCUCACUGAGAAUCUCUAUCACUAUGGCACACAGAGCUCUCCUUAUCUGCAUAUUGGAGCUUUCUACAGUAGUGAUACCCACUGAUACCUAAACAUAAAACUACAUAAGCAGUUGUUUCCUCUUUUGAACCUAACAUUUGUUCUAGUCUUCUAGAUGGGCAUUUCCAUCAGGUGGGAACAACUUUAAUAGUUUGAGUGAAUUCUAACAAAAUGAUUCAUAGAAUUAAGAGAAUAAAAAUUUUAUUUAUAUUUAUGCUAUGAUAUAUACUAGUUAGAUAUAACUCUUAUUUACAAAGAUGUCACAUUACAGUACAUUGCUCUAAAUGUUUUGGUCUUUAUGAUUUUUUUAAAAUUUUUUUUGAAUGAAAACAUAAGGAUCAAAUAGCUAAGGCACACUUUUGGAAUUCAUCUGAAUUAUUCUGUCACAGUAAUUAGCUUAAAAUGGAAAUGUAGUUGAUUUCCAAUGGUACUCUGAAAAUCCAUUUUCAUAUCCAUGAUGGUAGGGUUAUGACAGUUAUUUCUGUAUCAAUCCCCUUACCUGAGAUCAUCAGAGCUUCAACAAAUUGUCAAAUAAAACAAUGAAGGUUUAUUGGAAAUGCAUUAAUUGAACAGCAAGUAAGAUCUAAUCACAUAACUAUAGGGUAGAUGAGGAAAUAGACAGUGAAGACCCCAGAAAGUUGUCUGUUAGAGGUUGAUUAAUUGUUUCACAUUCCAGAGGAAAUAUUUUGUUCAGUUUGUAGAGUCUCCACAACUACAUACUACACCCUUUAUAUUUGAAAGAAAUAUUAAUUCUCUCCUAAAUCCACACUUCUUCUAGCUAAAUAAUCACAGCCUUUGUACACCAAUUCCUACGUUCACCUCUCUGAGCCUCAAAGAAUCUGCAUUGUGCUCUGAUCCUGGAGUGCAUCAUAAUCAUCUCUCUGCUGUACACUCCUGCGUGAGAUUUAAAGAGGGAUUAGUGAGCAUUUGCCUUCAAAACUGGAGGAUGGUAAUCACAGACUUCGUUAGUGGAUGAAGCAAGCCAUAAGACAAUAGGUCCUUGGUUGAAUUUGUGCUGGGAGCUUUUUUCCCCCAUAGUCUAGAUUGACCGCCCUUUUAUACUGCUUUCUUCAAGGUUACAUUUCUUGAACUAGUCUAUAAGUUGACAGCAUCAAAAACAGAAGAUGUCUUCUUGCUGCUACCUCCCAGUCCUGGAUAUUGAAAACAGUAGGCCUUAUAAUUUAUUAUGCAUUUUCAAAUAGCUUCCUUCAAGAACCAAAGAAAUAUUUCACCCCUUUUCUAUAUAAUUCUGGUCCUAAGAGAUUGUCCUUUAGCCAGGAAAUAUUGAUAUUUGCUAUUGUUUAGCCCCCAAAGGAGUGUUUCUUAUCUCUAUGACUGAAUUUUGGUUGGAAUGAGAGUUGACAGGAUUCAGAUUUAGUUAAGUAAAAUGUGUCAGUGUUGGUUAAAUGUUAGAGUGAGAACAAAUGGCAUGUUAACCUAGGAGAGUUUGUGUGGAUUUUGUGAAAAGAAUCCAAUCCUGGAAUCAAGACCUUUGUGAUAUAGAUUUGCAGAUGAUAAAUGUUAAAUGCCUAAGACUCCUUGUGGAGGAAGGGAAUAAAUUUUCACAUAUUUUAUACAGCUUAUGUCACAAAGAGAGGCCGAAACAGAAAACCAUUCAAACAUUAAACAUUAAGGGAAGAAUGACAUCAGGUUUGGUACUCUGUGAUUAUAUUUUUCUUCUUUUUUUACCCUAUUGGAAAUCUUAAUUUUUCUUAUACUAUCCUUUGUUAUUUUUAUGUAUUCUUAUAAUAAAUAAAAUAAUAGCAUGAAUGAUAUUAUGUGAACUAAAAAUAGUAUAUACAUAUAUGUGCAUGAUGAAAAAUAGGAGAAAUGCAAAAAAUACACUGUUCAUGAUUGCUAUUAAUACAUGAGGAGGCUAUAGACUGUUUCAGUUUUUGUUCUUUUCUAUAUUUUCACAUAUUUCUUUAAGGAUUGUAUGCAUGUGAACUAGGAAUUUUCAGUCUUGGCAUAACUGAUGUUUGGAGCAGAGUAACUCUCUUGUAGGGGACAGUCCUAUGCACCAUGGCCUCUAGACCCUUGAUAUAAUUAACACUUGUUACCCCAAUGUUAUGACAAGCAAGAAUGUCUUUAAGCAUUGCCAAGUGUUAUCAGCAUGGAGGUUUAGGAUAAAUUUAGCUCCCACUAAAAAACACUUAAAUAAACUUGGUAAGAAAGAGAAUGGGGAGGAUGGGAAAGGGGAAUGUGGAGGCAGGAGCAGGUGCAGGGAGAGACAGAAGAGAAGCUUGAGGGCCAAGAGGAUGAAUGGAAAUCUGCAGCUGCCAGUGGUGUGGGUGGAAGUGAGUGGGGGUGAGGGUAGGGAGAGGCAGAAUCUAGGAAGUCCCAGAGACCUAGGAUAGAGGAGAAUCCCAAAAGUCUUAACCAUCCCUCUGCUGUACAGUCCAGCAUGGGUGGAUGGGUAACCUUAGGUGAUAUGCCUAAAGUGGGGUUAUGGAACCUAAAGAGGUCAAGCAGGAUGCAUAAUGGAAGAAUAAGGACACCAACCCAUCCACAAAACUUUCCAUCCAAAAUAAGUGUUGUCUAAAAGAAUUGCAGGGAUGGAGCAGAGACCAAAGAAAAAGCCAACCAAUAACCAGUCCAACUUGAAACCCAUCCCAUGGGCAAACACCAAUCUCUCAUACUAUUAAUGACACUUGGUUAUGCUUGUAGACAGGAACCUAGCAUAAUUGUCCUCUGAGAGGCUCUACCCAGCAGCAGUCUGAAAUGGAUGCAGAUACUCACAGCCAAGCAUUGGACUAAAGGAGUUGGGGGAAGGAUUGAAGGCCCUAAAAGUCAUGGGAAGCCCACAGGAGGACCAACAGAGUCAACUAACACUGGACCCCUGGAACUCUCAGAGAAUGAAUCACUUAUCAAAGAAUAUACAAAAGCUGGAUCAACAUCCCUGGGCCAUAAGCAACAGACAGGCAGUUCAGUCCUCAUGACUGCCCUUUCUGGCCUUAGUUGGAGAGAAUGCACCUAAUCUGGUAGAGACUUGAUGUGCCAGACCAGGGCAAUACCCAGGGAGGGGGCCUACCCACUCUGAGGAAAGAAAAAGGGGGUGGGGGAGGGACUGUGUGAUAGAGGUAUGGGAGGGGGAGCAGCAUUUGGGGUGUGAGUAAAUAAAUAAAUAAAUACAAACAAAAAUAUGCAUACACAUUAAACCUGUACUUCUUAUGUGCUGGUGCACAUGUGGUAAAUAUGUGUAUAUGUCUCUAUGGAGUAUCCAUGUUUGUACUGGUACAUGUCUGCAAGUGUGUACAAGCAUGUGGAGACUAGAGGGCAAUCUCAGGUGUUGUCCUUCAGGAGCUGUUCACAGGGUCUCAGACUGUCCUGGGAGUUGCUAAGUAGCCUAGGUGGGCUAGCUGGUGAGCCCAGGGGAUCCUUGUGACUCCUUCUUCCUACUUCUGUGAGUGCACAUGUGGCCUUUGGGAUCUGAGCUUGUCUCCUUCAUUGGGGGUUUCUGGAAUCCCUCUUGUUAUAAAUUACUGACAAGACAUCAAUUCUUUCCAUAUUAGAAAAACCAAAGACAAAAAUUUUCUUCUAUGUUCUGGCACACACUUAUUAUGUGUAUGUUUGAUAAUGAAAAAUUAGCAUCUUGUUAAUUAGUUUUAGGCACAAAACCUCUUUUCCUAUACUGUAAACUCUCUUUUGGACUUUUAAAACAAUGGAGGUCAGACAACAGUAGAGGUGCUCCCUGCCUGUAAUUUUUGGAAUUGUGACAUCCGAGUUCUGUUUUAGAGACUCACUACUUCAUUUCUGCAAUACCUCUGUGUAAUAAAGGGUUAAGUUAGCACAAAAGUGCUAAUCUUCCUUAGGCUUCAGGGAGGCAACCUCUAGACCCUUGGAAUAUUUUGUCUGAUAAGAGUAUCUUUGUGUACCUGAGACCUUGGGCCACUGCAGCUAGUUUAUGCUAACAAUGUGGGCUAUGGUAGAGGCCUUGAGUCACUCACUAUCUCUGACCACUGAAACAGUUGGAGACUGAGUAACUAAGGUCAGGCAUGUGAGUGUGUCACACCUACUGACUGACUUCUAAUGAAAGCUAAGGACUGACUGAAAGCUGAGAGAGCUUUCCUGCUUGUCCCUCGUGAGUAGCUAGUGACUUUAGAGGCCAGGGGAAUAAUGGGGCCCAAGGACAUGAGUAGAGACAAGAUUUCCUGCAUACAGAGGAUUCAGUCUGCCUCAGGAGAUUCCUGGACAGAAUCUCCUACCCUUGGAUUCCCACCUGUGGCUACAUUUGACAGGGUGUCUUUUGCAAGUCACUAUGAACAAGACCGUAGUGCACUUAAAAAAAGGGAAUGGGAACGAAGGAAUCAAGAAGUUCAGCAAGAAGAAGAUCUCUUUUCUUCAGGCUUUGAUCUUUUUGGGGAGCCCUACAAGGUAGCUGAAUAUACAAACAAAGGGGAUGCCCUUGCCAACCGAGUCCAGAACACUCUUGGAAGUUAUGAUGAAAUGAAGGAUCUGCUAUCUAACCAUUCCAGUCAGAAUCAUCUGGUGGGCAUUCCAAAGAAUUCUGCACCCCAAACUCCCAUCAGCAAAAGUGAAGCAAGCUUUUAUCCAGAACAAAAAAAUCGAAUGAUCCCAUCUCACCAGGAGACUACCCACUCCUCAACACCGAUGCCUCCACCUUCAGUCGUGAUACUGAAUUCCACUCUAAUACACAGCAACAGAAAAUCAAAAUCUGAGUGGCCACGAGAUAGUCAUAACACUAGCCCUGCACAAGCAAGCCAGACCAGCAGUCAACCAAACAAGAUGCAGACAUCCACACAAGACCCACCUCAAACCAGACUGGAAGACUUCUUUGUCUACCCUGCUGAGCAACCCCAAAUUGGUACAGUUGAAAAAUCUAACCCAUCUUCAAAGGAAGAAAAUAACCCUAAUUCAGGUGGAGAAGAUACUUUCAAAGAAAUUUUUCAGUCUAAUUCACCAGAAGAAUCUGAAUUUACAGUGCAAGCACCUGGGUCUCCCCUAGUUGCCUCAUCUUUAUUAGCUCCCAGCAGUGGCCUUUCAGUUCCAACAUUCCCACCAGGGCUUUACUGCAAAACAAGCAUGGGACAACAAAAACCAACUGCAUAUGUAAGGCCCAUGGAUGGGCAGGACCAGGCAACUGACAUCUCUCCAACACUGAAGCCUUCCAUUGAAUUUGAGAACAGUUUUGGAAACCUCUCCUUUGGAUCACUAUUGGAUGGGAAACCCAGUGCAGUCAGUUCAAAGACUAAACUGCCAAAGUUCACAAUCCUGCAAACAAGUGAAGUAAGCCUUACCAGUGAUCCAAGCUGUGUUGAAGAAAUCUUGCGGGAAUCUCAGCAUCUGACUCCAGGAUUUACCUUACAAAAGUGGAGCGACCCAAGCAGCAGAGCUUCCACAAAGUCAGUACCACUCAAGUCGAUGCUUGAGGAUGACUUGAAGCUGAGCAGUGAUGAAGAUGACCUUGAGCCUGUGAAGACCUUGACCACACAGUGCACAGCCAACGAGCUUUACCAGGCUGUUGAAAAGGCAAAACCUAAGAAUAAUCCUGUGAACCCACUCUUGGCCACACCACAGUCUACGCCUGCAACACAAACCAAUGUGGGGUCUGGCAGCUCCAGUGAGUCAGAGAGUAGCUCAGAAUCGGACUCAGACACUGAAAGCAGCACCACUGACAGCGAAUCCAAUGAGGCUCCUAGAGUGGCUACUCCAGAGCCUGAGCCACCCUCAACCAACAAAUGGCAGCUAGACAAAUGGCUGAACAAAGUCACGUCCCAGAACAAGUCAUUUAUUUGUGGCCAAAAUGAGACACCCACAGAGACCAUUUCUCUGCCUCCUCCAAUAAUACAACCGGUGGAGGUCCAGGUCAAAGUGAAACCAAACCCUAGCCAGGCUGUGGCUGUACCCAAAGAAAGGCCUCUCCUUAGUCUUAUUAGGGAAAAAGCUCGACCAAGGCCCACACAGAAAACUCCAGAAACAAAGGCCUUGAAGCAUAAGCUGUCAACAUCAGUUGACACAGUUUCUCAAAGGACAAUUGGAAAGAAACAGCCCAAAAAAGUUGAGAAAAACACCAGCUUUGAGGAGUUUACCUGGCCCAAACCAAAUAUUACCAACAGCACUCCCAAAGAAAAAGGAAGUGUAGAGCUUCCUGACCCACCACGAAGCCGAAACAAAGCUACUGCCCACAAACCAGUGCCUAGGAAAGAGCCAAGGCCUCAUGUCCCUCUGGCCACUGAGAAGAAGAAGUAUAGAGGGCCUGGGAAGAUUGUCCCCAAGUCCCGGGAAUUUAUUGAAACAGAUUCAUCUACAUCUGACUCCAACACAGACCAGGAAGAGACCCUACAGAUCAAAGUACUGCCACCUUGCAUUACUUCUAAAUCCAAGGAAACUUCUAAUGCCAGCCUGACACUUAGCACCUUGACCAAUGGCAACAGCAACAACUUAUCCACCAGCAAUGAGGAGACAGCUUUUUCCCCGCCUCCUGCCAUGCAAACUGAGCUUUUGUCCCCUCUACGGGAUCAUGAAAAUCCAAAAAACCUCUGGGUGAAGAUUGACCUCGACUUACUUUCUAGAGUACCUGGCCAAAAUUCAGUCCCAGUAACACCUGCAAAGACAGACUACAAGGAGACUGCCUCUAAACCCAAGCGUCAAACUGCUGCCACAGCUGUGGAAAAACCAGCCCCUAAGGGCAAACGUAAGCACAAGCCAGCAGAAACUGCAGAGAAAAUCCCUGAGAAGAAGCAGCGCCUGGAGGACAACACUACUAUCUGCCUGCUUCCCCCUUGCAUCUCACCAGCCCCGCCCCACAAGCCUCCCAGCACUAGAGAAAAUUCAUCCAGGAGAGCAAACAGGAAAAAAGAAGAAAAGCUGUUCCCUCCUGCACUUUCCCCACUGGCAGAGGAUCCUCCACGUCGCAGAAAUGUCAGUGGCAACAAUGGGCAUUUCGGUCAGGACAAAAACAUUUCCAUGGCUGGACAAAUCACCUCUAGCAAACCUAAAAGAAGUGAAGGCAAAUUCUGUGCUACUUUCAAGGGGAUAUCUAUAAAUGAGGGAGAUGCUCCAAAAAAGGCUGCCUCUGCCACCGUUACUGUCGCCAAUAUGGCUCUUGCCACUGCUACUGCCACUGCCACUGUUCCUGCCAUUGUCACUGCCACUGUCACAGCUACUGCCACCACCACUGCUACAGCCACUACCACAACCACUACCACUACUAUUUCUAGCAUCACCCCUACAAUCACUUCUGGCCUUAUGGAUAGCAGUCACCUGGAGAUGACAUCCUGGGCAGCCCUGCCCCUUCUGUCCAGCAGUAGUGCCAAUGUCCGGAGACCCAAGCUCACAUUUGAUGACUCUGUUCACAAUGCUGAUUUUUACAUGCAAGAGGCUAAGAAGCUGAAACACAAAGCUGAUGCACUGUUUGAGAAAUUUGGCAAAGCUGUGAAUUAUGCAGAUGCAGCCUUGUCCUUCACUGAAUGUGGCAAUGCCAUGGAACGUGAUCCUCUGGAAGCGAAGUCCCCAUAUACCAUGUAUUCUGAGACUGUGGAGCUCCUCAGGUAUGCAAUGAGACUGAAGAACUUUGCAAGCCCCUUGGCUUCUGAUGGGGAUAAAAAGCUAGCCGUAUUAUGCUACCGAUGCUUGUCACUUCUCUAUUUGAGGAUGUUUAAACUGAAGAAGGACCAUGCUAUGAAGUACUCCAGAUCACUGAUGGAAUAUUUUAAGCAAAAUGCUUCAAAAGUUACUCAGAUACCAUCUCCUUGGGUAGGCAAUGGAAAGAAUACUCCAUCCCCAGUGUCUCUCAACAAUGUCUCUCCCAUCAACUCAGUGGGGAAUUGUAACAAUGGCCCUGUCACAAUUCCCCAGCGCAUCCACCAUAUGGCUGCUAGCCAUGUGAAUAUUACCAGUAAUGUGCUUCGGGGCUAUGAACACUGGGAUAUGGCUGACAAACUGACAAGAGACAAUAAAGAAUUCUUUGGUGAUCUGGAUACACUGAUGGGGCCUCUGACCCAGCACAGCAGCAUGACCAAUCUUGUCCGCUAUGUUCGCCAGGGACUGUGUUGGCUACGCAUCGAUGCUCAUUUGUUGUAGUGGGCACUCUGCCAUCUCUCGCAUCAGCACUCAUCCUUUACCAGUGCCUUAAUGGUCACUGGUGGAACUCCACUCAUUUGGGAAAGUUCUCUUUCAUUAUGUUUGUUUUUGUGCAUUUUUGAUAUCUGUGAAAAACUGAAGUCAUUGUAAGUGGACACUACAACUUGAGAGAAGUGUAUGUUUUAUUUUUUAAUAUUUGAUAUGCAUUUCUCAUAUCUCCUUAUUUUUGUGCUUUAUGGAAUGAAAAUCCCUACAAUAUUGAGUUAAGUCCACACGAUUCAAAACAAAGAAUGACAAGCACAUGUGAUGAUGACAGGUCCCUGAGAACUCAAAGAAUCAUCUAACAUGCAUCUGAACAAGGGACCUGCAGAGACCUCCGCAGUAGCCAUUCCCCAAACUAGACUCUUGGGUCCAGAAAAGAAUGUAUCUCAGAAUCCAUGGUUAAAUAAUUUUGGGGUUUCCACAGACUAAAUCUUGAGGUGAGAACCUCCAUUGUCAAACCCACAGAUUUGAUGUUCUAACCACACAAUAAACUCAAGGGUAGCAAGCAAAACACAAGCUUAAGUAUUCUACUCUUGAGAUGACACACUACAAGACUCUUUUGUUAACAUCCUGUUCCUGUUACCUAUACUUUUCUAAUAUUUUAAUGGUGAGGAGGAGGAGAAAUGAUAACUUUAUGACAUCAUCUUGUAUAAACAGUUUAAAACUUAAUUCCUCACCUGAGAUUGUCUUUGCACAAAAGUCUCCUUUACAAGAUGCACAACUUCAUCAUCAAAAUUUCACACUUAUCUUAGACUUGAGAAAUCAGACUGGACUGAAAGCUGUCCUCCCAGAAAUCCAUGCCUUGGCAAAUCCACAACUUCCUAUAUUUUGAUAGAUAUGCAUAUAAAAUCUGUGGAAUCAAAAGUCAAGUUACUACUUCUUAAAAUUAACAAUGCACAAUUUAUUUCCUAGUGCCCUUGCUAUCUGGACUUUCCAAAUAUUAUCCACAUUUUCUUCUAUUUUUUAGAUAUUUUUCUUUCAACUUUCCUUUAUUAUCUCAUUCAAAAGAUCUUGGCUAAAAUACAGUCAUUUUUUGUUAAAGUUUAUAUUAGUAUAAGUCAUUUACAUGAAGAUUCCAAAGAAAUCAUUAAACUCUGUAAGUAAUACCUUAAUUUUCUUUUUAUAAAGUGAAAAUCGUAGGUAGUGCUUCACCUUAGGAUCCUUGGAAAGAUUCUUGAUGUUUGGGAACAGUUCACCUAAUUUGCAGCAUUUCCUUAUGCGUUAUGACUAUCUCUCCUUAUGAUCCUCUACAUUCAUCUUAUGUCCCUAAAAUUCACCCUGUAAAUAUCAUCUUCAGUGUUCCAGCUCACCAGAAAAAAAAAUCUCCAGCUAUAGUAAACACUAUGCAUUCAUUAGUUACUUGUAAUUGCCUGCUGGCAUAUAAUUCUGUAUAACCUUUAAUCUGCUGAGUUAUUGAAUUCUAUUCACUGAGUUAUGACCAGAUAAAUAAUAGAUAUAUACAUGAAAAUUGCAAACUUGUAUGAUUUCUAAAGCAAGUCAUGCAGGUCUAUGAUAAGAACUUCAGGCAAUCACUCUGUAUUCUCAUUGUAAAAGUUAGGUACUUCCCUAAUUACAAAAGAGCCAGAUUUGAGUUCUGCUCUUAUCAUAUUUGAGUUUAAGGCCCUUCGUGGUAUAAUAAAGUUAUGAAAGUUGCAUUCCAAUGGCUAAAGCCAUGCUGUUUCUACGGCUGAUGGGUGUACUGCAGCAGCUGAAGCCUACACUUUUUAUGCUCCCAAUAUGGUUGAGCUUUAAGCCUACAGUUUCAGCAACAACACUUACAUAUGCACACACACACACAUACACGAAAUCGAAAUUUUUUCUAUGCCUCUUAAAUGAGGAAAAUGAAAAUAUGAAAGACAGAACCCCCUAAACGGGUGUUACAUGAAAAUAAAAUGAGCUGAUGACUUUGCAGUAACUCAAGUUCUCUGUUUUCCAUGGCCUACCAGGAAGCUUUCCUGGCUUAAUAAUAAUGAUUCCUACCAGCUUGACUUGUAAAUUAAACUUACUCCACAAUCCUAAGGCUUCAUGGAUUUACACACUGAUUCUUUUGAGGUUAAGUCUCCAGGAAAUAGAAAUUAGAGUGGUGGGAUCAGUUGUCCAUAGAAACAAGCAUAUUGUCACAUAGAUGAAAGACUUGUUACUCUAGUUUCAGUAACUCAUCUUUUCUUCGUGUACAUUACAAGGAGGCAAGAGAAUGCUCUAUCAUCUGUGGUGGCUGAGUCUCAAGUGCCAUGUCAGCAGUAUGAUAAUCAAAUUUGAUAGUAGAACUCUGGAUUAUCACCUGAUUAUUUAGUAGACCUGCUUGCAACAUAGCUUAGAAAGAAGUUAAACAUGGAGGAUGAAUUACCUUCACAUCCCUGGAGAUGAGGUGUCUUUGGUCUCCUGAUUAAGAUUUGGUACUGUUUUCUAAGCACUCUAGUCAUCAUGCUACAGAUGGUGAUGUGCAUUAUAGGUGUUCAGCUAUCUGCAGGAUUGAAAGAUUGAAGAUAUUGUCAAGGGAAUCUUUUCAGAGUACAAGUUAAGUGGGAGGGAUAUGAGACAUAUGGAUGGCAGUAACAGAUUGUGCCUCUGGAUGUUGGUGGAGGCUUGGUGAGCCACAUCCUAGCAAGGCUACGGAGGUGUGGUGAUGGGCAGAGUAAUAGGCAGUCUUACCCCCAACCCCCAAACAAAUACAAGAAACAAUCACAGCCCUACAACAUGACCCAGGUAGGGCCAGCACUAUGCCUUCAUUUAUCACACAAGCUCCAACCACAGAGAGUCUGACAAGUUUGUGUUAUGAUGUUGGCUUGGCUUAGUAUCUUUAAUUAGCUUUGGAUUUUUUAGUGGUUUUGUCAUAUUACUGUCUGAGUUUUGUAGGUAGGAUUAAUUUGAAAAGAGUUUGAUAGUGUGGUCCUUGGGGUAGAAUUUACCUGUAAGCAUGCUGUUAGCCAGCCUAUAGAGUGUUAAUUACUUAAUAAUCUCAUUGAGAAAAACUAGUAGUUUUAUAUUCAGGUGACAUAAUUGGCGAAAGCAGACUAGCUUCUGUGACUUUUUGAAGACAAGGUUGAGGUGUCUUUCUUUCUUUCUUUUUUUUUUUUCUUUCAUGUAGUGAAAUGAAAAGAUCCAAAUCUUCAGUCAAAGGUAGCAAAAUUAGAUGCCAUUGCCUAAAAUGUGUUUUGCUGAGUUUCCAAAUGGAUGGAUGGUUAAAGGCAUUGGAAUUUGUCUGCAUUGGAAAGAUGAUAGUUUAGUUCUACUGUACCUGAAGCUAUCAAAAUUGGAUUUUGUUUUAUUCAAAGUUGGAUCCCGGAGGUUGAAGUUAGAGUUUGAAUUUGAAAUCACGUUGAAGGCAGACUCGAUUAAGCGGUGAGGGUGAAGCCCUUACUUCCUUCUCAACAGACAGACUACAGAUCACCUGCAUGAGUCAGCAGGUGGGAGAACCGAACUGGAUCCCUGGGUAGGAGUACUCAGUAAAGCAACACACUGCUUGCUUAGAGAAGCAUCACCAUCCCCAUUGAGAAAAAUGGGUCAUUCAGUGCCCCCGAAUUCAACUCUGUGGGGAAAAAUAUUGAGCCAGUUGUCAGUGUUGUGUUCCAACUGGCAGACUUGAUUCUUUGUCAUCGUUGUACUUGUUGUUGCUGUUGUUGUUGUUUCGCAUUUCCACUCGCACAGCCUUAUUGUCAUAAUUAAACUCUGAUUCAUUUUCUCUUUGGUGUUAGCAAACUCCAAUGACAGAAAUGGCAUCUGUGUAUUGAUAAUCAGCAUUUACCCUGGCAGGGGACUAAUCAGAUAGGCUGGUCUCAGACAUUAAUGCUACUAUCUGAUAUUUCCAGCAAAAGAGAAAGUGAUAGUUCCCUUUCCAUUCCCCUCCUCAUGAAUCUAGAAGCCCUCUGUACCAAGAGCAUCACAUUUUUCUCUGUAAUCUUUUAACAAAAAGAAAAUUGCAUUGUGGGGAGGGCAGAGGGGGGUGUGGGUGGGGGGUGGAGGGUGGGGAAGCCCUUGGAGGCCAGACUGCAGUUCAUGCCCCAUCCUGCUUCUGACAUAAACUGUUAAGAAUCAUUCCUAGUGCUCACACCGGGUUAGGGGACGCUGAACUGCUUUUCAGAUCCAUGGUCAAUCAUUCCUCUGAGAUUGGAGCUUUGCUGUUUCAUUAACUGUGCAGUGUAGACUAUCGGUGUUUAAUAAAAAUCAUUUAAAAUUGCAAA
Mus musculus (house mouse) is the source of this 16399-nucleotide messenger RNA. RefSeq names its product AF4/FMR2 family, member 2 (gene Aff2). Gene Ontology annotation, cellular component: nuclear speck; nucleus. The coding region runs from base 8250 to 12176 and encodes 1308 amino acids. Gene Ontology annotation, biological process: regulation of gene expression; regulation of RNA splicing. NCBI's taxonomy places the organism in Eukaryota, Metazoa, Chordata, Mammalia, Rodentia, Muridae. The transcript is spliced from 20 exons. The record is from RefSeq and is a predicted model, not a curated record.